Messenger RNA from Centruroides sculpturatus (bark scorpion), 723 nucleotides. RefSeq lists its product as uncharacterized. The transcript has 3 exons. The coding region runs from base 25 to 723 and encodes 232 amino acids. NCBI's taxonomy places the organism in Eukaryota, Metazoa, Arthropoda, Arachnida, Scorpiones, Buthidae. The record is from RefSeq and is a predicted model, not a curated record.
UGGAAAACUGUAAGUAGCCGAAAAAUGACUGAUUUGAAGAAGUGGAUAUUUGCAAAUAGAUUAUCCUUGAAUUUAAUUAUAUGUUUACUAAUAAUUGCCGGGAUUGAAUCCAAUCCAGAAUCUUUACCUCGAUCUCCGCAACAAAUGAGCAAAGAGGGUAUGCAAAAAAGAGGGUGUGGCAGACCACGCAAGGAUAAUUCGAAAGAAAUGGAAAAAGAAAAACAAUUGGACGAUUUAAUGAGCGAAGAUUAUUAUCAAUUUGAGGAGGAUUAUUGUAAAAGCAGUCUUCCGGCUACGAGAACUACGAAAAUACACGAAUAUUUCGAAACAUUAAGAGAUACAGAACCACAGUUUAAUAUAGAAUUGCAAGGAAUUAAGACGGAAGUUAAUUCACUGAAAGAGGAAAACNUUAUAAAAAAUAUUCAUUCUGUAGAUGAUGAUUUUAUAUUCGAGAAACAAGUAACACAUUCGAUAUCUUAUGCAGAUAAUAUAGUGAUUAUUGCCCCGACAGCUGCUGCCUUACGUAGAAAAAUACAUGCUUUGAAUGAGUACUGCGAAGAAUUAAAAUUAAAAAUCAAUCCUAGCAAAUCAUUUGUAAUGAUAUUUCGAAACGGAACCAGACUUCCUAAGAAACACAUCUCUUUUUACCUCAACAACGAAGAUUUAAAAAUAGUUCAAGAUCAAUUUUCUGGGAAUUAUUUUAACACCUACAUUGUUAUUUGA